CCUGCAAAAGCCCCCGAGACGGCAGUCACCGACCCUCCGCCUGCCCAGCGCACGGACACGGGCGGAGGCGGAACCGCGGCCUGGCGCCGUUUCAAGCCCCCACCUCUCCCCCGCCGCCUCGUCCCCGCCCGGCCGCCGUUACCCGCGUGAUGAGGAAGCGGUCCCCGCAGGGGCACGGGUAGCUAUAGGUCUCCGUCUCCUCGUCGUACUCGAAGUCCUCAAUCUCCACCUCGUCGUGGAACACGGCCAUAGCGCCGGGGCGGGAGACCGGGCCGGAAGGGACGCAGCGGCGCACGCGCGGCCCGGGAGCUCCUCUCAUCACGUGAGGCGGCGGCGGCGGGUGAGCGCCCGGCGGGGCGGGGGGCGCGAAUCGCCCCGGUCUGCCCCCUCUCCCCAGCCGGGAUCCCCCGUUCCGCGUAGCUGGAGCCGCUCCGGGCCGCCCCCUCUCCCCAGCCGGGAUCCCCCGUUCCGCGUAGCUGGAGCCGCUCCGGGCCGCCCCCUCCCCACAGCCGGGAUCCCCCGUUCCGCGUAGCUGGCGCCGCUCCGGGCCGCCCCCUCCCCACAGCCGGGAUCUCCCCUUCCGCGUAGCUGGAGCCGCUCCGGGCCGCCCCCUCCCCACAGCCGGGAUCCCCCGUUCCGCGUAGCUGGAGCCGCUCCGGGCCGCCCCCUCCCCACAGCCGGGAUCCCCCGUUCCGCGUAGCUGGAGCCGCUCCGGGCCGCCCUCUGCUCGCAGCAGGAGCCCGGGGGCUGCCCGGUCGGCAGCGCUGUCCGGGCUCCUCGGCGCUGCCGGUUCCCGCCCGAGAGGCGGCGCGGGGCGGCGGUCGCUGGAGGCUGAGGGGGCGCAGGGCACCGCCGCGGCCUUGACCUUCCCCUCCUGGGCCGAGGCGGCAGCCGUUCACCUCAGUGCUGCCUCGCUUCAGCCAACCACAUGCUUCUGCCGUGCUUCACACCCCCCUUCCAGACCCGUGUGCUCCUUAAUCCUAGGCCAAAGGGAAAAGCUUUUUCGGUGAUGAGGGACGCUGUAUCUAGAGGAGUACCACCUCCCCAUCCAUACGCAGACUUGGGGAAAGGUUUCCCAUCCCACUUACUUAAGUAUCCUUGCUUCCCCCUCAGCACUUUCUUCUGUUCACUUAGGUGGUAAUUAGCUCUUGAAUGUGAAAUGGGUUAACUAAAAAUAACUCUCCCUUCAGAUACUGAUGUAGAGACGAGGAAAAGAAGAGAUGCAGUUGUAGGUCUCAGGAGAUACUGAUAGCUAAUAGGUCACAGUGUAAGGAGAAUGAAGGGAUUGCACGAUUUUAAUUGAGAAAGCAGGAGUCCUGUACAAAAGUAAUGUUGAUUUCUCUCUGUGGAGCAAAGAAAGAAAGCUUUUGGAGCAGAUAUUUCUGUAACGGCUUGGUUAAAAAGAUAGUAACUAAAGGAAGAACAUCCCACCAGACAGGAGGCUGAGUCUGAAGCACUGUGCUGCUUGGAGGGCAGGGAAUGCCAAAGAGCUGGAGGAGCCAGGAAAGGCGCAGAAAUGACAGAUGGGCGAGAGGCUGUUAACGUUUUGUAAAGGCAUGACUCAAUCUUGUAUAAGGUAGAGGAGAAGCAGGACUCGUUAAAAAGAAGUUUUGGAAUUACUUACAGAGUACAAAUUAGAACUGUUUCUUAGGGAUUUUUUCAGGUUUGGAAAGUGGUUGAUGAUAGUGUAAAUGGAACAGGUACCCUGAACUACUGUUUGAGUUGUUUUUAAUUUGGGGUAGAGCCCCAGUCUUAAAGUUGUUUUUAUCAAUAAAAUCUUUCAGCUCUGAUGUUGAAGUUGUAGCUGCUACAGUAAAAUAAGGCUGACAUUUUGUUUUCAGUAUUAUGUAUUGCUACUGAACUUUUCAUUAGUUGGGGUUUUUUUUUGUUUUCACGUGUAUAACUGAACACAUCUGCUUCCUAAAGAAGAGAUGACAAUGAGAAUGAGGCCGGCUUUAAGUGACUGUCAACCUCAGCAGCAGAAUUAAACCAAAUACGUAAAAGAAACGAUAGGGAAUCUUUGUGUUGGCUUGUCAAUUUUGGCCUCUCCUUUCACCAAGACAACUCCCUGUGUUUGUUAGCAAUUAUUUGCAGAAAGGGUUUUGAAGGAUGUGAGGUGAUUAAGAAAACAAACCAAUAAUAACUCCCUCUUUAUUCUCAGUCCUUGGCCACUGAACAACGUGCCGGACUGUAUGUGGUUCAUUUUGAUCCUGUGGUGAUUUAAUUCAAUUCAUAGCUGUUGGCAUAAAUAGCUUACAUAAGGUGUCUGCUUUCAAGCGUCCUUCAGUUUUACUUUUAGUUAUUUCAUGUGGUAGAGUGAAAAGCUUGAAAACAUGAAUCAAAAAGCAAGAAACCUAAAAAAGGAGAUCCAGAUGGAUAUAAAACCAAGAAAUACUAUCUCAGAGACUCCAGAUCAUUAAAUUAUUUCAUGAAUUUGAGUACUUCAGUGGUUUUUGAGCACUCUGGGUUUACAGACUGAAUAUGCUGAGGUAGAGGAAUGCGACUGCUUCAUUAGAUGUGUACUACGUCUUGCUGAAGUAUUUUAAGAUUGUUUCAUAGCUCCACUUCAGCAUGCAGUUUUGAAACUUCACGCGGUGCUUCCACGCUAGUGCAUGAGCUGGUGAUUCUGAAGACAGACCAGUGGUCAUGGCUCAUGCCACAAUUCAUAGGAGAUUUUCUGUUCCUCAAUUACUGAGAGGUGCCAGCAGAAUUUUUCCCACUCACUGUGCGUUGGUGGUGUUGAGGCGCUCAGCUUUUUGUUCCUGUGCAGUGAAUGGCACAAUAAAAUCAAAAAGGAAAAUGGAUCAUCUAGAGAGGACAGCAAAUAAUUUUCGCCAGGAGGUAAUUUCACAAGCAAAAGUGUGUGGAAUCACUGAUGAAUCAGACACAGUCAAAAGGCUCCGGUUGGCUAUUGCAAAUAAAGACUUUACUUUCAAAGCAGGACAGUGGGUUGAUUUCUUUAUUCCUGGAGUAUCUGUAGUUGGGGGAUUCUCAAUAUGUUCAAGCCCUGGCCUGUUGAAACGAGAAGGAAUAUUAGAGCUGGCGGUAAAGCACGCUGUCCAUCCUCCUGCUCACUGGAUUCACACUGAGUGUACUCUUGACUCAGAAGUGGCCCUGCGAGUGGGAGGUGAUUUCUUCUUUGAUCCUCAGCCUGGUGACUCCCCUGUAAAACUAGUGCUGAUAGCAGGGGGUGUUGGAAUUAACCCAUUGUUUUCUAUACUGCUGCAUAUAGCAGACCUCCAUGGAUACCAAGAGGGUAAAGGAAAUGGAUACAAAAUGGGAACAGUGAAGCUGUACUACAGUGCAAAAAAUACAAGCGAACUCUUAUUUAAGAAAAACAUCCUUGGUUUGAUGAAUGCAUUUCCUGGAAAGAUCACGUGUCGUUUCCACGUUACCCAGCAGAGUUCAGAGGUCUGUGAAGAACUUCAGCCACACGUUACAGAGGGAAGAAUAUCCGAAAAGGAUCUAGAAAAACACGUAUGUAAGGACACGUUAUGGUACAUCUGCGGCCCACCUCCAAUGAUAGAAUCUGUAUCCAAACUCUUAUCUAACAUGGGUGUUCCCAGAAACUGUGUUUUCUUUGAGAAGUGGUGGUGACACCUGCAGAAUGGAAAAUAGAUUCUUUGGUUGCAGUCCAUCUCGAUGAACUCAAAUGUACAGAAAUGGACUCUGAAUUAUUUGGAAGAUUCUGCUUCAUACGUGAAGAUAUCCUCAGUUGUGAUGGUGUUCCUUUAAUUUAACUAUAAUGCUGCUGCUUUGGGGGGAAACAAAAAGUGAUUUUAUAUUAAAGACAUUAACUGUU
Molecule: messenger RNA, 3802 nt
Organism: Colius striatus (speckled mousebird)
Lineage: Eukaryota; Metazoa; Chordata; Aves; Coliiformes; Coliidae
Gene: OXNAD1
Product: oxidoreductase NAD binding domain containing 1
Exons: 9
Coding region: 2647-3597 (316 amino acids)
Cellular component (GO): mitochondrion
Molecular function (GO): oxidoreductase activity
Source: RefSeq, a predicted model, not a curated record